AUGCGCCGACCACAGGAAAGUUCUUUCAAGAUCGUCAAAGAAAUUGUAACCUCAAAUGGUUCCCCAAUAAGCCCAAUUGAGCAAUUUGGUACUGAUGAUGGAGAUUCCAAUGAUGGAUCCUUUUUGUCUACACUGUUUAUGAUAAUUACAAUAGUCAUAAUUUUCGUGAUAGUGGCUACUAUCUACCGACGUUCCAAAAAAUCAAUACCAAAGAUCGACAAUUAUUUUGCACUCGAACCUCGUAAUACAUCAGCAGAUGAUGAUUCUAUAUUACACCGAGGUUUGCUUAACGAAGAAGAGGAAGAGACAGCCCCUUCAGAUGACAACGUAUUAAGAAGUAACGUCACGAGAUAUAAAGAUGAUGACGAAAAUUUAAAUCGAAACGUUGAAGUUUUUGAUACUAAUGAUAAUGAUAAUCAGAACGCAACUAGUUUUGUUGAUACACCUGUGACAUUCCCUGAGGAACAGCAGCAACGACAGAAUAUUUUUAGUAUUAUGGAUGAAGAAGAAGACGAAGAGAAUGCAUAG
Messenger RNA from Dentiscutata erythropus, 528 nucleotides. The record is from the annotation of a GenBank genome assembly. NCBI's taxonomy places the organism in Eukaryota, Fungi, Glomeromycota, Glomeromycetes, Diversisporales, Gigasporaceae.